Drosophila guanche is the source of this 537-nucleotide messenger RNA. RefSeq names its product histone H1.3-like. NCBI's taxonomy places the organism in Eukaryota, Metazoa, Arthropoda, Insecta, Diptera, Drosophilidae. The transcript has a single exon. The record is from RefSeq and is a predicted model, not a curated record. The coding region runs from base 1 to 537 and encodes 178 amino acids.
AUGAGAUUUUUGUUAGUGCUAACCGUGGGCAUAUUGGUCUGUGCCUCUGUACUCGCCGCUGAAGAUGCAUCGGAUAGCUCCGAGUAUGACUAUGAUGAUGAUGACUAUGAUUACGACGAAGAUUAUAGCUCUGAGGAAUCUGAAGAUGAAGGUUCAAGUGAUAACUCGAAUCAAACUACAACGGGAACGAGUCCGAGCAACGACUCGGGAGUGAGCAAUGAAAGCUCUGCCAGCAGCGCAUCCGAAGAGAGCUCUGAAGAUACUUCCGCGGAAACUAAUGCUGGAUCAAGCACUCCAGUAACAUCCCCAAAGGCAAAUCCAUCCACGCCGAAAAAAACCCAGAAGCCUGCCGCCACCAAAAACAACAACAAGAAGAACAAGCAGCGUAGGCGAACCAAAGCAGCGCCCAAGCGACGCACCACAGUGGCACCGAAGCGUCGCCAGCCAGUUGCCGCACCCAUCAAGAAGCCGACACCUGUGGCAGCCAAGAAGCGAGCCACCGUGGCAGCAAACAAACGUAAGCGGACUUCCGGUUAA